AUGCCGUCCAAGGGUCAGUCUCGCUCUAAGGGGGGCGAGGAGGCUAAGGUGCCCCUCCAGGCGGUGGUCCUGGCGGACUCGUUCACUCAUCGCUUCCGCCCGAUCACGCUGGAGAGGCCCAAGACCCUGCUUCCGCUCGCGAACGUGCCGAUGAUCGAGUACACCCUCGAGUUCCUCGCCAGCAACGGCGUGGAGGAGGUGUUCAUCUUCUGCUGCGCGCACGCGGAUCAGCUCACGCAGUACAUCGAGAACAGCGCGUGGAGCAGCACCGCCGGCUUCGUCGUUCACACCAUCGUGAGCACCAACUGCAUCAGCGCCGGCGAGGCGCUCCGACUGAUCGACCACAAGCACGUCAUCCGGUCCGACUUCAUCCUCAUCAGCGGCGACACCGUGGCCAACAUGGACCUCCGCAGGGCCCUCGAGGCGCACAGGGAGCGACGCAAGACGGAGAGGCUGGCGAUCAUGACCUGCUGCUUCAAGACCAUCACGCGGCGCCAGAGGGAGGAGCACCUCGGCGAAUCCAACCUCGUGGUGGCCAUGGACCCGGCCACCGGUCGAGUCCUGCACUACGACGAGCAGGCUUCUCCCUCCCUCCCCGACGCCAACGCCUCGCCGAAGAGGGCCAAGGCGAAGCUGAGCCCGCUGUCCCUGGACGCGAGCCUCUUCAGCGAGCACCCCUCCGUCAGGGUGCGAACCGACCUGCAGGAUUGCCACGUCGACAUCUGCGCGCCCGAGGUGCUCAUGCUCUUCACCGACAACUUCGACUACCAGCACCUCCGCCGGGACUUCGUGUGCGGCACCCUGAACGAGCGCGAGCUCGGAAACAACAUCUACGCCCACGAGCUCGGCGCGCGCGAGUACGCCACGCGAAUCACCAACCUCCGAACCUACGACGCCGUCAGCCGCGACGUCAUCGGACGAUGGGUCUACCCCGUGUGCCCCGACGUCAACUGCCUGCCACGCGGUGAUCCCACCGCGUUUACACACAGGUGGCCGCAGACGUACCUGGAAAAGGGUGCCGACGUGGACCCAAGCGCCGUCGUCGGCGCCGGGUGCGUCGUCGGCGCCGGAUGCGUCGUCGGGCCCGGCGCGAAAAUCUCUCGAUCGGUUCUCGGCCGCGGCGUCGUCGUCGGCGCCGGCGCGUCAAUCGAUGGAUCGUACGUCAUGCAAAACGCUAAGAUCGGCGCGAACGCGUCCGUGACGAGCGCGCUCGUGUGCGAGGGCGCGGUGGUUCACGAGUCCGCGGUUAUCGGUAAAGGCGCGAUUAUUGCGUAUGAUGUCGUGGUUGGAGCCGGUCACGUCGUCGCCGACUACUCGCGCAUCUCGCUCGCGCCCCAGCCCGCGCACGACGACGACGUGGACUCGGACGACGAGCUCGAGAUUGGUUCCUUCGGCGGCGGCGGCGGCGCGCGUCUCAGCGACCCGUCGCGGCAGAUGGCGAGGUCCGACAGCAAGGGGAGCUUCGGCGGCGGUGGCGGGUUCGACGAGGACGACGACGAGGGACCCGGCGGCGUAUACCUCACCGACCUCGAUCGCGCGCUGCUGCAGCGCGCCAAGGAGGGAACGGCGGGAGACGCGACGACCGAGCGGUGGGCGCCCGAGGGCGUCGGCGUCGGCGGCGCGGGUCACGCGUGGGCGCCGCGGUGGGGCGAGGAGGAGUGGAGGUUCGGCAUCGCGCCCGUCCCUCCGGGAUCGUCGGACGCGGCUUACGCCAGGGACGACGCGCUGGACUCCGACGACGACGACGCGCACGUGCGAAGCGGCGCGAAGCCGGCGGCGGUUGGCGGAGGCGACGGUUCGAAUUCCGGGACGGACUCGGACGGCGAGGGCGAGGCGCUGGAGUCUCACUUUAGGAAGGAAGUCGCGGAGACGUUUCUUCGGUGCGUGAAGCACGGGUACGAGCAGGCGAACGCGGUGGUGGAGCUGCAGGGUUUGAAGAUGGCGGAGAACCGCACGUUCGCCGACAUCGCUCGGUACGUCCUGAUGACGAUCCUCGGCUUGUCCCUUCCCGCGCCGAGGGACGUCACGAAGGAGAACUCGAAGCUGUACCCUGCCAAGGCUCCCGAUAACACCCCGGCGCUUCUCAAGUCGAUUCGCGAGCGCCUCAAGCAGUGGGCGCCGCUCCUGAGCAGGUUCUUAAAGUCCGAGGACGACCAGGUGGAGAUGCUUCUCACGCUGGAGGAUUACUGCGCGGAGGAUGAGGUGUUCAAGGGGAUGCACGGCGCGCUGUUGGUGCCCAGCUUUGCAAAGAUUCUUCACCUGCUCUACGACAUGGACGUGCUGAGCGAGGUGAGCGUCCUGGCCUGGGCGGAGGAGAAGGGCCUGGCGGGCGAGGAGGACAAACGGUUCCUGAAGCUGGCGCAGCCGUUCGUGGACUGGCUGAAGGAGGCGGAUUCGGAGAGCGACGGUUCGGGUUCGGACUCCAGCGAGGCCUCCUCGUCAGACGAGGAGUGA
Messenger RNA from Micromonas commoda, 2454 nucleotides. RefSeq lists its product with no specific name. The coding region runs from base 1 to 2454 and encodes 817 amino acids. Gene Ontology annotation, biological process: biosynthetic process. The transcript has a single exon. Gene Ontology annotation, cellular component: eukaryotic translation initiation factor 2B complex. The record is from RefSeq and is a predicted model, not a curated record. Gene Ontology annotation, molecular function: translation initiation factor binding; translation initiation factor activity; guanyl-nucleotide exchange factor activity. NCBI's taxonomy places the organism in Eukaryota, Viridiplantae, Chlorophyta, Mamiellophyceae, Mamiellales, Mamiellaceae.